AUGUUGCUGCUGGUCCUAGCGUUUAUGCCUAUCGCUUAUGGCUGCUCCAUGUUUGUGGGUGAUUUACCACACAUCUGGGCAGUGCUCUGGAUCAUUCACACGUGUUUGAUCUUCGUGCUCCUGGUGGUUGGCAGCUGGCUAUACCUGUCAAAUUCAUUGCAGUCCUUCGGUUACUUCAUGGAGGACCCACACCACAGCAACGAGGUCUUCAUAUUGCUCUCCUGGCUCCCCCUGGUCACAGCGGGUGCGCCGUGUUUAAUCUGGGGCAGCUUUCAAGACCUUUGCGAUACUUCGCUAUUGUUGGUUUUGGGGUUUCUGUUCGUUUACAUGCCUCUGCUGGAUGAGCCCCGGGUACUUCCUUUCCUGUGGGUCUGCUACAGUGUUGCAGCUGGAGCAAGAUGCGCUGAUCUCCGUCUCCGCGCGUCCACUGCUUCGGGCGUCGAAAUUUCCAGCUUUGGAGUGCGGGUGCUUUUGUUGGAAGCAGUAUCUCAUGCCGCACUAAGGGCGCGGAUGAUGUACCUCAACCGGACGCGCAUGCCUCUGACAGCAUCGCUUCUAGAAGAGAAGGCCCAGCUCCUCCAGGUGAAGAGGCCGAUUCGUGCCGAGUACUGGCCCGACCGAUUGGACGGAGACGCAGCCAGGAUUGUCCGACAGGUCCGAGCUCGCCGGCUGCGGUGCAGAGAGGAAUUGACGGGUGCUUUCGUCUGGGCAAUCUACUUCUCACACAGCCUCAGCCCCGACUUGCUUCUGCACAUCCUUUCCUUCCUUCAAAGCGUUCCUUUACGGCCAUCUGCAGAAUCAGACACAGUAUCUCUGGCUUCGACGUCUCUGAUUCCGAUAAAAUCGAACAUGGAGCCGUCUGAGUCCUCCUCGAUGUCCUCAUUGACACUCCUGCGCAGACGUUUUCAAGCACGACUGCGAAGCGGUCUGCAUCCACAGCCUGGCGAGCCUGGCCUUGGAGAGGAAGAGAGCGUUACCCAAGGCGGCGGCGGCAGAAGUUGUUCCCCCUUCCAGGUGCUUGGCAUCAUUCUCAGCCUUGCUUGGAUGGUGUUGAUACCGCCGGUGAUUUCUCGCUCUGAAGAGCCUCUUGCUCUGGAAGCGUAG
This is a messenger RNA of Symbiodinium necroappetens, 1104 nucleotides long. NCBI's taxonomy places the organism in Eukaryota, Dinophyceae, Suessiales, Symbiodiniaceae. The record is from the annotation of a GenBank genome assembly.